GAUCUACAGCACUCACUGUUGUCUACUGACCGUCUUGUGCAGUCUGCCGAGUACUGCGCCAUGAGCAUGCAGCCACCCCGUGUCAGAGCGCUGGCAGGCGUUGCAGGCUCCUUACUGACCAAUCUCUUCGCCCGCACCACACGCUAUGCAAACAAAACCACAGCUCUUCGGUCUGUCUUCUACGCCGACGAACACGUGCGUCGCCUUUCUCUCUACCGCACUGUCUUUGUAUGGAUCCAUGGCUCCUCACUCCCAGAGUCGGAGCUUAAAGUGUUAGAGCAGGAGGAGUCUGUUGUUCACGCAGACCACGGAAAGGAGACAUCUUGUCCUACCUGCUUGCCUGUUUUUCUCGAGAAAAUGAACGAAGCUGUUGCAGCUGCUAGAACUCAGUCGACGUCAUCUGAUGGGACUGAAACAGAGGUGAUGGAAGAAAUCUGUACCUUGGGGGAGGCAAUUUGUGCAGCUGAGUCAGAACGCAUUCAAACUCAAGUUUCGCAGACCGAUGUCCUUGCUUUGCUGAAGGAACGCGAUUCUCUGUGGAAAAAACAGAAAAGUUGUGAGAGUGAAUUAACUGACCUGGACUUCAAAUUGCUUGCGCUUAAGGACGAAUACAAUUUGGACUGGCCUGCAUCUAAAUGGCUUUCAAACACCGUUGCUGCUGGUGGUCAGCAACCAAACGCUGGCCUAAUCGACUGUCUGUCCUCCGCCCUGCGCGCACUGGAGGCGAAAUUCCAGGAAUCCAGGUCUCGUCUGCUCGCAGUUUCCUCUGCUCUAGCCGCGGAAGACAGACAAAGAACAGCUCCCUGUCCUACUGACAGUAACGGCGGUGGCAGUGGCACUGCUGCACCCGUCAAAGCGAAGAAUCGAGGCAAAGGCAACCGUAAGCUCGCAUCUGCUGCUCCCAACCAGGGACUUGUCUCAAAUGUGGCUGCUGUCCGUCAGGUUCUUGCAGCCUUCCAACGCACCUUCCUGCUUGAACUGCGUCCCUACGUAAAGUUUGCCCUGCGCAUGGAACAGCUCUUAACUUCGGAUGGAUCGGUUCAGGCUGCCGGAACCACCAAGAGCAGCGCCGUCUGGGCCGCCUGGCUAGAAAAUCAGCAGGUCUGGACAAGCACAAGCAUGCGGCUGCUGAAGAAUUUCACGCGUUUUGUGAAUGACUUGUGCAGUUCUCCUGAGUCGGCUUGUUUCGAAGACGACACCUUCAAUCUGGCCGGGGAACUGGUGACUGACUGCAGGGAUCUACGUCACCGUCUGACGCCGUGUCUCCUUAACCAGCUGAAGUCGGCUGUUAUCAUAUCAAUGAAGUUAUCUGAGGAAGGCACGAGCGAAAAAUUUGCUGAAUGUUUUGCCGAAUUAGACUUUCAUGAAGAGAAGAGCACUGAUGGUGAUGAAGGAGACGUCAGUACCGACCCAGCUGGUGUUUCAGCGGCGGUGAUUGAAAAGGUUUCCUCUCCCGAAGAAACCCUCCCACCGGCUGUCACUGGUGCUCUAAAGCGACUCUAUGAUCGUCUCCGUGGCCGUGACGCACUUCUCUUCCAGAAGCAGUCACCCUCCAGGAGUAGUGCAGUUACAGCCGCAUCAUCGUCAGCAGUAGCUCAGCCGCCCCCGCCACCCUCACUGAGCCCUUCUGAGCAGACGGAGGCCUGUAUCUAC
Dibothriocephalus latus is the source of this 1653-nucleotide messenger RNA. The record is from the annotation of a GenBank genome assembly. Lineage: Eukaryota; Metazoa; Platyhelminthes; Cestoda; Diphyllobothriidea; Diphyllobothriidae.